AUGGCGUCUGCCUCAUUGCCACCAACGGCAGGGCCCUAUGCAAGCAACCCGAACUUUCGCACGAUGAUGCCCGAGAGCAUGCCCGCACAAGGGCCAGGAGCCUACCCCUCCGCGUUCCACACCACACUCCCAGACUCCAUGCCUUCACCAGGGCACCGCGGGCCCACCAGCUUCCACUCGCAGGGGUCCAACCCCAACUUCGCUUCCCAGGGUCCCUCGCUUCCUGGCGGCCCAAGCUUUAGCUCCAGGGGCCCGCCUUCGCCCGGCGGCAUGGCCUCCGGCCACAUGGCCUCCGGCAACAUGGCCUCCGGCCACAUGGCCUCCGGCCACAUGGCCUCCCAGGGUGCCUUCCCCGGCAUGGCACCACCAUUUCAGACCAUGCCUCCUCAAAACCCCAUGGAAGGCCCUUUCGGGUCUUUGGGGGUUGCAAGCGCCAUGUCGAGCAUGCCGCCGGGUGCAGACGACGUGCUGCCUAAGGAGUGCAUGGUGGUGGUGUCCAAGCUUCUGGAUGUGCCGGUUGAGACCGGACUCUUCGGAGCUGGGGCCAAGACGUACUUCCUGCGUGUCCUGGAUCACAAGAGCAGAGAGCUCAAAUGCAGUGACGACAUACAAGGCAUGGACGACUUCAAUCUGGGCGAUGCCCCAUCCCAGACUUUCGCCAUCCCCCCGAGUCUGGGCUCAGUCAGGGCGAAGACGAGCUCUCGGACUAUCCAUGUGGAGGUAUCCUUCUCCGGCAUGAUGGGAGGAAGCAUCAUUGGGGCUUGCCAGAUCAACCGGCUGGACCCGCGCUCAAAGCAGGCUUGGCCCUACGAGGUAUGCAGAGACGGCGAUGUGAUUUGCGGGAUCGAAUUGCGAAUUGAGGAGGACCCAGAUGCGAGCCAGCUGGGAGUGCCGGAUGCGGCGGACGCGCCCGUCAAGGCGGCGAACGGGUCCAUACUGGACUCCAUUGGCCUUGGCAGGCUGACUGGAUCGCAGUAUUUGACGGACAAUGAGUUAGACGAUGUCCAUCACGGGGUCAGCUGCAUGCUGGAGCUGCAUGGCGCCAAGGACUUGCCGGCCCCACGCUCGAAAGGCAUGAAGGACGUGGUGGUCACUGUCCUAACUGAUUCGGGCCGGGAGCUGCGCAGGCUUGGCCUAUUUGAGUCGCAGGAACAGAUCGGCCGCCAGCUUACUUCAGUCGACAUGCAGCACACGCGCACCUUUGUCCAGGCUCCGCUUCGCUUCGGGGGCGAUGCUCAGGAGGGCACGCAGUACAUCAAGGUUGCCCUGUCCUAUGGAAAGAGAUCGGGUACGGCCACCACAGCAGAGCUCAUCGGAGCCACAGAUGCGAUCAAAGUGUCUUGGAAGCCCACGGUGAAGCAGUACAAGGAGAUCAAGAAUCCGGAGGGGCGCGUACUUGGCGGCAUCUACCUCUCUCACCGACUUGUGACAGAGGCCGAAUCCUUGGGUGAGCGCCCGGACGAGGAUGCCAUGAAGUUGGGACGCCGCCCCCAGGCAGGGCCACCGCUGGAGUUAGAGCAUCGCGUGUCCGGCCGCACGGGCAACUUCCCUUCUGGAUCCCCAGAGGAGGCACUGGAGCAGGCUGUUAUCAAUGCAGAGGCCCAGAACCGCGCCCUGCUUCAGAGGCUGAAGAAGGAAGAUCAGCACAGCAGCCACGACUUCCCGGGCAUGCGCGAGGUGAACGGCUGGCGCGAGUGGGACAGCCUGGAUGCAGUCUUCCAGAGCAUGGGGCCGAAUCCGUUGGUUCUCUCGGAGGAUCUGGGUCCACAAGUGUCCCGCGGAUACCAGCACACAAUGAGCGUGGCUAGGGAUGUCGCGAAGCAUCUGCCCGCGGCCAAGACACCUGCCGACCAAAUGCUCAACCUGGAGAUGCUACGCAUGUUCUACAAGGACGACCCCUCCCAGGCUGACUCACUGGUGCGGCCGGUCGUCUGUAAGGAUCCGAAUGACAUCGCCAACACCCGGGAGAUGGUUUGGUGCCCGGACCCUCCUGUCUACGUGCCGAUCGCGAACAUGACGGAGCAGGACAAGGAGACCCUGAGACUGGCCUGCUAUCGACCGGAGCAGAAUGCCAACCUGCUCUUCGUAGAUGCAAACCCCAACUACAACGUCAAGCAGGACGUCUGGGGCGCCCUGCAGGAGGAGAAGAUGGGCAGGAGAAGGUUGCUGAAUGCGCCGCGGGCCCACGCCCGCGUGAAGGACGACUGCAUCAUGGCAUGA
Messenger RNA from Symbiodinium natans, 2220 nucleotides. The record is from the annotation of a GenBank genome assembly. NCBI's taxonomy places the organism in Eukaryota, Dinophyceae, Suessiales, Symbiodiniaceae.